CCCUCUCCCCUCCUUCUCCCAACCCCCGCCACAACCCGCGCGUGCUGUCAAAUGGUACCUGCCCCUACCUACCUUACCUCACCUAUAAGGUAACCUUCCACCUUCCCUGACCUUCCUCAGCAACCGGAAGGGACCCCUCUCUUUCCUGCCCCCUCCCUCAACCCAAUUGUUGCUCGACCCAGAAACGCUAUUUAUUCUGCGCUCUUACCGCCUUGACUCUGCCGUCUGACUGCAAUCCAAACGAAACAACAGCAUCAUCGCCAGAUAAAAAGUCGUCGCGAGCGUCGUCUUACGUUUUUAAGAGAAACAGAAUAUCCUACCCUGGUCACCUUUCCGAAGUAGCUCUCAUAAGCUAGAACAAGCCGGACUCCACUCCUCCGAAGCUCCCUACCCAAAAGCGAAAUACUCCACAGAGAAACAUCACGCCCAACUACUACAACUACUGCAAACAAUACAGCGGCCAGUAUUCACAUUGUCAAGCCGCGCACCAGCUCCGCGAAAUCGAACGCAACGAUCGAACGCAACGAUCGAACGACACGAGAACUACAUUUGAUCGGCCGACGGCGAACCUGUGCCUCCGCAAACGCCAUACAUUAACAUAGACACCGAAGCCCCUCCUCCCACAUCAACCAUGGCGGCCUUCGUCACCAACCUCUGGGAGUCAAUCUUCACCCCAGGCCCAACACCGACUCUCCUCCGCGCGACCAACGCAACCUUUGCCGCCCUCCAGCUCCUCCUCGGCGUCCUCCUCCUCGCCACCUGGAGCAUCCACUUCGUCAUCCUCUCCUUCCUCAGCGCGGGCCUCUGGUACGCUAUCAACUGGUUCGUCGUCGAGCUGGCCGAACACGCAGAGAAAGAGGCCAAGAAACCGCGUGGUACCGAUACAUCCGCUGGCGGAGCAGCAGGAGGCAGCGCGGCAGGGGCCAAUACCCAAGGAACGGAUGAUAGCGACACCGAAGUUGAGGGCGGCGCCGUUGUCGGCGGCGUAAGGAGUGGCGCUCGCGGGAGAAAGGGCGUCGUGGGCGGUAGCAGCCAGGUCGAGACAGCCGCGGAGCAGCAGCAAGCGGCCGACUUGAAGCGUCGCACCGCCGUUUCCGCCACACCCGAGUCCGGGGCUGAAGAUGCCACUAACGGGGGCACGCAGUCGAGUGUGAGCACCGAGGAUGAGUGGGAAAAGGUUUCAGAGAACGAGAACGAGAAGGACAAGUGAAUGAGCGUCGGGGCGCGAUGACAACGUACGGAACACACAUGACGACGACGACACGCUUAACCAACACCACUCGUCGAGCGAUGCACACCACUCGAAUAUUUUACCACCAUGGAGGAGGAGGAGAACGAAGGGGUAACGGAAAGUUGUAUGGAGAGACAGAUGUUCGGGACGCAUCCGCGCAACGAGAAAUUUGAGAUACCCGUGAGCAAGCGUCGAUACAUGCGCUACCACUGUCCGAACCGGACUUGUACAUAGGGCUUUGGCAGCAUGCUCCAUGGUGGGCAGCUCCACGUACACAUACUUACGAAGACAGCGAUUGGCACC
Colletotrichum scovillei is the source of this 1534-nucleotide messenger RNA. RefSeq lists its product as uncharacterized. The record is from RefSeq and is a predicted model, not a curated record. The transcript has a single exon. Bases 632 to 1210 code for a protein of 192 amino acids. Gene Ontology annotation, biological process: vacuolar proton-transporting V-type ATPase complex assembly. Gene Ontology annotation, cellular component: endoplasmic reticulum membrane. NCBI's taxonomy places the organism in Eukaryota, Fungi, Ascomycota, Sordariomycetes, Glomerellales, Glomerellaceae.